Racocetra persica is the source of this 395-nucleotide messenger RNA. The record is from the annotation of a GenBank genome assembly. Lineage: Eukaryota; Fungi; Glomeromycota; Glomeromycetes; Diversisporales; Gigasporaceae.
AAGAAAUCUGCCGUGGCCUUGGUGUUUCUACUAAGGGAACAAAAGCUAAACUAAUUCAGAGGAUUAGGGCUGAACAGUCAGAAAAAAUAAGAAAGGUACCUUGUGAAGAUGGUGACGAGAACGAGACAAUAGAUGCAAACAUUGAGAGAGCUCGCGCAGAAAUCAAGAGAAAAGCAAAGAUGGCACCACCAAAAACCACCGCACAAAAUAUAGGAGAUCUAAAUGGUCAACAGCAAGCAAAUAGAGAAAUGUCGGAGAAUAGAAAGAAAUCAAGAAAAUGGAACUACCAAGAUAGUAGUGAAAAUGAGAGUCCAGAAACCUUAAAACGCAAAAUAUUGGCAGAAUUCAAAAAGUUGGAAAAUGCGAUCCUAGGCUUCAAUGACAGAUUAAACUCA